Molecule: messenger RNA, 1047 nt
Organism: Platichthys flesus (European flounder)
Lineage: Eukaryota; Metazoa; Chordata; Actinopteri; Pleuronectiformes; Pleuronectidae
Gene: tomt
Product: transmembrane O-methyltransferase
Exons: 4
Coding region: 1-780 (259 amino acids)
Biological process (GO): catecholamine catabolic process; dopamine metabolic process; developmental process
Molecular function (GO): catechol O-methyltransferase activity
Source: RefSeq, a predicted model, not a curated record
AUGGUGUCUCCUGCCAUCGCUCUGGCCUUCAUCCCCCUCCUGCUGACACUGCUCAUCAGGUACCGUUACUACUUUGUGCUGUUCUAUCGGGCCGUCCUGUACAGGAUAUGGAAGGACUGUACGACUGGUCUGAGUCGAGAGGAACGGGUCUACCAGUACGUUCUUACUCAUGCCAUCCCCGGAGACCCUGAAAGCAUCCUGGACGCCUUCGACGCCUGGUGCAGCAAGGUGGAGUUCAUCAGCAACAUUGGGCCUAAGAAAGGGAAGGUCCUGGACCGGCUGCUGAUGAACCAGAGUCCUUUGACUGUGCUGGAGCUGGGGGCCCACUGCGGGUACAGCACGGUGCGGAUCGCCCGAGCUCUGCCCCUGGGCGCCAGGCUCUACAGCAUCGAGAUGGACCAGAGGAAUGCCGCUAUCGCAGAGAAAAUCGUCCGGCUGGCAGGAUUUGAUGACGACACAGUGGAGCUCAUUGUGAAUCCAUCAGAUGAAGUCAUCCCUCGGCUGCGGUCUGACUACGGUUUGGAGCGUCUGGAUUUCGUCUUCAUGGACCAUUGGAAGAAAUCCUACUGUCCUGAUCUGCAGAUGCUGGAGGGCUCUGGUCUGCUGGGGAAAGGGUCUAUGAUCGUGGCGGACAACGUGCUGUUUCCCGGGGCGCCAAAGUUCCUCAGACACAUUCGUAAGAGCGGCCUUUAUGAGUGGAAGAUCCACCGGGCCAUGCUGGAGUACAGCAAGGGCAUCAGGGAUGGCAUGGCUGAGCUGGUCUACCAGGGAAUCAAGUAAACGAUGCAGACUGGCAAAUCACACUAUUACACAGAUACAUAUUUUGGAGAGGGAAGGGAUGAAAUGAUGAUGGUGAACCUGAUGUUAAAACUGUCUUUGAUGAAGAAUGUGAUUGUAAAGAUAACUGUACAUUUUUUUGCAAAAGAAAAGUCGCAUUCACCUGAAAACUGGAGAAUCAACUUUUAUAGAUCUCAACUCCACUCAGACAGCGCCCUCCCCUGGGCAACAAAUGUAAAAACAAAAGAGAUGAUCUUUGUCACUUGAUAA